GGCGGCUCUCGAUUCUCCCCUGGGAGAGAGCCGCGCCUGCAAAGUUGCGCUGCAACCCAUAAAUAGCGGAGGGGGAGCGGUCUUGGGCUUACAGGCACUGCAGCCCCCCACUCCACUGCAUCCCCUACUCAGUGAGCGUACCAGGGUCAUGCAGUGAGGAGUCCCAGCUGUGACCAUCCGUUCCCCAGAGCAGCCUGCGGACAGCUCCCUGCCCCACUGCCAGCCAGGACUGAACCCGCGCAGUGAAGAACAGAGCAGCGCACCCCAACUCAAGAUGCAGAGGUGGACUAGUCUCCUGUUUCUCUCUUUGAUCUUUUGCGCCACCCUCUCAGAGACAUUUGGACUCGUUUUAUCAGCAAAAGAAAAGAGGGGCUGGACUUUGAAUAGUGCUGGUUACCUACUUGGGCCACGUCGUAUUGAUCAGCUUUUACUGAUAAAGGAAAUGCCCAUUGCAAGGGGGAGAGAAGAGGCACCUGGGGAAUAUGCAGUAGAUAAUCACAGAUCUUUUAUUGACAAACAUGGCCUAGCUGGUAAACGUGAGAUACAGCCUGAAGAGGAUAUAAAAAUAGGUAAUCUUGGGAGACCAGUGGUUGACGACAAUGUUGUACGCACAGUAAUUGAAUUUUUGACUUACUUGCAUCUUAAAGAGGCUGGGGCACUAGAUAAUCUACUUUCAUCAGAAGAAACAAAUCAGUCCUGAAAAAUAAUGUAUUUAUACUUCAUUGUAUUGUAAAUGAAGACUAAACUCUAAACAGAGCUUUAAAUGAACAGAAGAUGGUGAUUAUUGUUUACAUUACUCUUAUACAGAGUUACACAUGGUAAACUACUUUCUGACCUUUUUCGUUUUGUUUUUUUCUGUGAUGUUACAAUGUAAGAUUUUUGCCUUGAUUAAAAAAAAAUUUCUUUAAGGGGUAAAAUAAAAAAAGAGCAGCUGUA
Molecule: messenger RNA, 936 nt
Organism: Mauremys reevesii (Reeves's turtle)
Lineage: Eukaryota; Metazoa; Chordata; Testudines; Geoemydidae
Gene: GAL
Product: galanin and GMAP prepropeptide
Exons: 7
Coding region: 275-700 (141 amino acids)
Cellular component (GO): extracellular region
Molecular function (GO): hormone activity
Source: RefSeq, a predicted model, not a curated record